This is a messenger RNA of Plasmodium gallinaceum, 2559 nucleotides long. Its product is annotated as conserved Plasmodium protein, unknown function. The transcript is spliced from 7 exons. NCBI's taxonomy places the organism in Eukaryota, Apicomplexa, Aconoidasida, Haemosporida, Plasmodiidae. The record is from RefSeq and is a predicted model, not a curated record. Bases 1 to 2559 code for a protein of 852 amino acids.
AUGGAAAAUAAAGUAAAAACUCAAAAUGAAGAAAAUUUAGAAUUCAUAAAAAAACAUAUUGGAUAUGCUUUAGCUAAAUCGUUAUUGUUAACAAUGAAAACAGAUAAAGAUAAUCCGUUAAUUCUUAUAAGUAAAUAUCUAAAGAAUUUUGCAUCUUUUAAUGAACAGAAAAAAAAGAAAAAGAAAAUUCUAAUAAGGAAAUUGCAUUCAAAUAAUAUUAAAAUACAUGAAGAGAUAAAUAAAAAUUUUAGUAAAAAAUUAGAAAAAGACUUGUAUAAUUUUGCUAGUUAUGAAGAGAACAUUGAAUACGAAAAUUUUCCAAUAUUAUUAAAUUUAAUUAAAAAUGUUUUUAAUAUAGAAAAUGUUUAUAUGGGUAAAGUAUACAAAAUAAGAGAAAAUAAUAAAAAUGUAACUAUUCUAAAGUUUAUCUAUUCCAGUGAAAAUUGUGAUAUAAAAAAUGAAGUAUUACUGAAUGAAAAAGAAAUCAAAAAUAUAUUUUUAUCUAUUGAAAAACAAAAAGAAGAAAACUUUUAUUUUGAAAAAAAUUUUCUUUUUCCAAAUAUCAUAAAAGAAAAGUUUGUUUAUGAUAAUUUAAAUUGCAGUUUAUUUUCUAAUAUUAACCCCUUAUAUGAAAAUAAAAGUUAUUUAAAUAGAAUACAAUGUGACAAAAAAUUGACCAAAAAAAAAAAAGUUAAAAAUGGAGAUAAUAAUAAAAAGGAUGAAGGCGUUUAUGAAAAUUACGAUUCGAAGGAUCAUCAUUCUGAGAAUAGUAUUAUAGAAGGAAAUGAAAAAAGUGAUGAAAAAGAUAGAAGUGAAGAAAAUGAUAAAAGUGAUGAAAAAGAUAAAAGUGAUGAAAAAGAUAAAAGUGAUGAAAAUGAUAAAAGUGAUGAAAAUGACAAAAGUGAUGAAAAUGAAAAAAGUGAUGAAAAUGUAAAAAGUGAUGAAAAUGACAAAAGUGAUGAAAAUGAUAAAAGUGAUGAAAAUGACAAAAAUGAUGAAAAUGAAAAAAGUGAUGAAAAUGUAAAAAGUGAUGAAAAUGAUAAAAGUGAUGAAAAUGACAAAAGUGAUGAAAAUGUAAAAAGUGAUGAAAAUGAAGACGAAAAUGACGAAUCUAAUGAAAAUAUAGAUAAAUAUAAAAAUGAAAAUGAUGUAACUAAUGAAAAUAUAAUUAAUAAAAAACAUAAUGAAGAUAUAUAUAAAGAUGAUAAUAAAAAUGAAAAUGAUGAAUUAACGGGUAAACAGAAAGAAAAGGAAAUAGAAUAUGAAAAUAAAAGAGAAAAUUCUGAAAAUUAUCUACUUAAAAUUCUCAACAUGAAUCUUACAUAUAAGUGUAUAUAUAUUUAUGAAAUAUUAGAAAAAUCAGAAUUAUUUUUAUAUUCCUAUAUGAAACCUGGAGAUUUUUUAUGCAUUCCUAUAAUUUUUUACACAUUCUAUAAUUUUCAUUUUUUGAGCGAAUUAUAUUCCUUUAAAAAAUAUCUUUUUUUUAAUUCAAAAAACAUAGAUGAUCAGAAUUGUAAAGAAAAUUUUAUAAAUGAUAUAAAAAAAAAUAAUGAACCCCAUUUAAAGAGUAAAAACGAUGAUAUUUUAGACAAAGAAAACCAAAAAGAUACAGAAGAAAAAGAUGAAAAACUGAAUGAAGAAAUAAAAAUAGAAGAAAUAAAAACAGAAGAAAUAAAAACAGAAGAAAUAAAAACAGAAGAAAUAAAAAUAGAAGAAAUAAAAAUAGAAGAAAAAAAAACAGAAGAAAAAAAAACAGAAGAAAAAAAAAAGUUCAUAAGACCAAAAUUUGAUUUUAAAAAUGGAAAGAAAGUAGAAUUUUGUUUAUGCUUAGAUAACAGAGGAAGCAUAAAUAAAAUAAACAAAAAUCAGAUUAAUAAUCUUAUAAAUUUUUCCUAUUUUUUAAUUACACGAAUUUUUUUAUCAGAAAAAAAAUGCAUUGAAGAACAAGUUGAUUAUAUGAUUAAAUGCGAAUAUGGAGAAGAAAAAAUUUUGAUUGAAAAGUUAUGUAACAAAAUGGAAGACAAUAUUUCAGAAAAUAUUAUAAAUAAAUUUAAAAAUAAUUUAGUAGAUCAUUAUUAUUUUAGCAAAUCAAAUAAUUUAAUUAAAUAUGUAUCCUUGUUUCAAUGGAUACAAAAAAAAAUUUUAAAAUACCAGGAAAAAAUUUUUGAUAUUAGAAAAAUAAAGAUUGAAUGCAACAAAACAUUUUUAUUGGCUUUGUUUGGUUCCUAUAUAAUAUUAGAAUAUGAUUAUUCUGAUUUUAUAUUUUCAAAAAAUAUACUGGAUUAUGAGUGGAGAAAAUUAAUCUUAUACAUAGAUCAACAAUUUAUAGAUAAACUAAUUUCAUUUAAUCCUGUUACAUUUUUUCAAGAAAAAGAAAUAUACAAGUUACAAGAGAUAAAUCAUUUAAUAAAUAAAUUAUCGUUAAAUAAUAAAAGUUAUCCACCUGAAAUGGAAAAUAUCACAACAUACGGAAUAAUUUUAUUAAAGUUUUUCUAUCAAAUAACAAUUAAUAUUUUAAAUGAAGUCUUAAAGAUUAAAGAAAAUGAAGUUUCUUUAUAA